Messenger RNA from Capronia coronata CBS 617.96, 2703 nucleotides. RefSeq names its product 26S proteasome regulatory subunit rpn-1. Gene Ontology annotation, cellular component: proteasome complex; nucleus; proteasome storage granule. Gene Ontology annotation, molecular function: enzyme regulator activity. The coding region runs from base 1 to 2703 and encodes 900 amino acids. Gene Ontology annotation, biological process: proteasome-mediated ubiquitin-dependent protein catabolic process; regulation of protein catabolic process. Lineage: Eukaryota; Fungi; Ascomycota; Eurotiomycetes; Chaetothyriales; Herpotrichiellaceae. The record is from RefSeq and is a predicted model, not a curated record. The transcript has a single exon.
AUGGCGCAGGACGAGAAGAAGCCCACCGCCGCUGAGAAGGGCAAGGGCAAGGCUGAGGAUGUUCCAGUUGCCAAUGGAGACAAGAGCACAGAGGCAGAGAAGGAUGAUGGCAAAAAGGCUCAGGGCAAGCCGGAAGAACAUCCUGAAGAAGAGCUGAGCGAGGAAGAUCAACAACUCAAAAGCGAACUCGAAAUGCUCGUCGAACGACUGAAGGAGGACGAUGCAAGUCUAUACAAGCCCGCUAUGGAUGCCAUCAAGAAUUUCAUCAAAACCUCGACUUCCUCGAUGACUGCCGUACCCAAACCCUUGAAGUUCCUCCGACCCCAUUACGAAGAGCUCACUGCUCUAUACGACAAAUGGCCUCCCAGCCCCGACAGAGACUCGCUGGCUGAUAUGUUGUCAGUGUUGGGGAUGACUUAUGGCGAUGAAGAGAAGCUUGAAACUCUGAAGUACAGAUUACUGUCCAAAUCAGACGAUCUGGGCUCCUGGGGCCACGAAUACAUCAGACACCUUGCGCUCGAGAUUGGUCAAGAAUAUCAAAACCGGCUGACCGAUGACCGAGAAGUUGGGGACCUGACAGAGCUUGCCUUGUCUUUGGUGCCUUACUUCCUGAGCCACAAUGCCGAGGCUGAUGCGGUGGACUUGCUCAGCGAACUGGAGAUGAUAGAAGAGAUUCCCCGAUUCUUGGAUGAGAACACAUACUCGCGAGUUUGUCUGUACAUGGUUUCCAUGGUCAACCUCCUCACCUACCCCGAGGACGUGUCUUUCCUCAAGACAGCACAUGACAUCUACAUCAAGUACAAGAAGUUGGCGCAGGCAAUGGUGCUCGCAAUCAGACUGAACGACCAUGAACUUAUCAGGCAAGAUCUGGAGUCAACAGACGAUGCGGCGCUGAAGAAGCAACUUGCGUUCCUCAUUGCUCGGCAAAGAAUAUCGUUAGAUGUGCCUUCCGAAACCGAAGACGAACAACAGAUCGCCGAGUGCUUGGGAAACACAAAAUUGCCAGAGCACUUCAAGACUCUUGCCAAAGAACUGAACAUUUUGGAACCCAAAGUGCCGGAAGACAUCUACAAAACACAUCUAGAGAGUGGGCGGGGGAGCACCGCUGCUGCAGACUCGGCGAAGCACAACCUUGCCAGCGCCUUCGUCAAUGCCUUUGUCAAUGCGGGCUUCGGCACUGACAAGCUGAUGCUGGUGGAAGGCGACCAGCGGCCAUGGGUGUGGAAGACAAAGGACGACGGAAUGCUGUCCACCACUGCAUCGCUGGGCAUGCUCAAGCAAUGGGACGUGGAAGGCGGUCUGGACAUCAUUGAUAGAUUCCAACAACUAUCAGAAGAACCCAUCAAAGCUGGAGCGUUGCUGGCAUAUGGUGUUGUCAACUCCGGCGUGCGGAUGGAGGGUGACCCUGUCAUCUCGCUGCUGAGUGAUGACGAUAUCCUCGAGAGAGGGAAGCCGUCGAUGCGUGUUGCCGCCAUCAUGGGUCUAGGCCUGUCGUAUGCCGGCUCAAAUAGGGAGGAUUUGCUGGACUAUCUGCUCCCUAUCGUUGAAGAUAGCUCGUUGGAAAUGCGACUCUCUGCCAUGGCCGCCGUCUCCCUUGGCAUGAUCUUCGUUGGCUCAUCCAACCACCAAGUGGCCGAAGCAAUCGCCACCCAACUCAUGGAUGAUGACCGACAGAAGCAGUUGAAGGACAAGUGGGCGAGAUUUAUGGCUUUAGGUCUGGCCCUGCUCUACUUUGGACGGCAAGAGGAGGUCGAUGUCAUCUUGGACAUUCUGAAAGCUAUCGACCACCCCAUGGCUAAGCCAACCGCGAUUCUUGCUUCUGUGUGCGCAUGGGCGGGAACAGGAGCCGUGCUCAAGCUGCAGGACCUGUUGCACAUUUGCAACGAUCACAUCGAAGACAAGGAAGAAGCGACAGGCGAGCAACUAGUCCAGUCCUACGCCGUCCUGGGCAUUGCCUUGAUUGCCAUGGGCGAAGAUGUGGGUCAGGAGAUGGUUCUUCGACAGUUCGGCCAUCUCAUGCAUUACGGAGAAGCCAACAUUCGGAAAGCGGUGCCGCUGGCGAUGGGUUUGAUCAGUCCCAGCAACCCUCAGAUGAAGAUCUAUGACACCUUGUCACGAUAUAGCCACGACAACGACAACGAUGUGGCCAUCAACGCCAUCUUUGCAAUGGGAUUGGUCGGUGCUGGCACCAACAACGCUCGUCUCGCGCAGUUGCUCAGACAGCUCGCUAGCUAUUAUCACCGCGACCAAAACUCCCUUUUCAUGGUGCGGAUUGCCCAAGGUCUUGUCCACAUGGGCAAGGGCACCAUGUCUCUGAAUCCGUUCCACACCGAUCGCCAAGUCUUGUCGAGAGUUGCUGCUGCGGGUCUCCUCACAGUGCUUGUGUCAUUGAUUGAUUCGAAACAAUUCAUUCUUGCCGAAGCUCACUACCUGCUUUACUUCCUUGUUACGGCGAUGUAUCCGCGAUUCCUGAUUACUUUGGACGAAGACCUGAAACCACUCACAGUCAAUGUCCGGGUUGGUCAAGCGGUGGACGUGGUCGGGGCUGCUGGCCGACCGAGGACGAUCACUGGUUGGCAGACCCAAAGUACGCCAGUCUUACUUGCAUACGGCGAGCGCGCUGAACUGGAGGAUGAGGAAUACAUUUGCUUGAGCAGCACCUUGGAGGGCUUGGUCAUUCUACGCAAGGUCAGUACUUACUAG